Molecule: messenger RNA, 315 nt
Organism: Strongylus vulgaris
Lineage: Eukaryota; Metazoa; Nematoda; Chromadorea; Rhabditida; Strongylidae
Source: the annotation of a GenBank genome assembly
AUUUUCUUACCUGGAAGUCCUACUCUCUUUGAUCCGACCGAACCUGGGAUGCGUAUCGCCUAUGAUCUCUCUUUUGAAGAUAUGGAUCUUGUGUGUAGCACAGCACAAACGCUAUUGCGAGUCAUUUGUAACGGCGGACAUGCUGCAGUUUUGGGAACGGACCCCAGUAAGAUUGGCAUUGAUCUCAGUAAGGAAGUGUCUGUAUGGAAUGGUGUAGCAGUGUCUCCUCUAGAAGUUGCUUAUACGGAAGAUUGCAUGAAACCAAAGUUCUGCGAGGCAGAUGAAGCGCUGGAUCAAGAAGUUGUGAAAGCAUGA